UGAUUUGGCAAAAACUAUACUGUGCCAUGGCACUUCUUCUGGGUGGGAACCACACUGCAGUGACAGAGUUCAUUUUAUUGGGUUUAACAGAUGACCCAGUCCUCAGAGUCAUCCUCUUCACCAUCAUCCUGUGCAUCUACCUGGUGACUGUGUCUGGCAACUUCAGCACCAUCCUUCUCAUCAGAGUCUCUUCCCAGCUCCAUCACCCCAUGUACUUUUUCCUCAGCCACUUGGCUUCUGUAGACAUAGGCCUUUCAUCUUCUGUCACACCCAAUAUGCUUGUCAACUUCCUGCUGGAGAGAAGCACAAUCUCCUACACUGGAUGUGGCAUCCAGCUUGGCUCAGCUGAUUUCAUUGCAUCUGUUGAAUGCUUCCUUCUGGCUGUCAUGGCUUAUGAUCGCUUCAUGGCAGUCUGCAACCCACUGCUUUAUUCCACCAAGAUGUCCACACAAGUCUGUAUCCAGUUGGUUGUGGGAUCUUAUGUAGGGGGGUUCCUUAAUGCUUCCCUCAUCAUCACAUCUUACUUUUUCUCUUUUCUCUUCUGUGGACCAAAUAGAAUCGAUCAUUUUUUCUGUGAUUUUGCUCCUUUGGCAGAACUCUCCUGUUCUGAUGUCAGUGUCUCUGUACUUCUUAUCUCAUUUUCAGCUGGCUCAGUUACUAUGAUUACAGUGUUUGUCAUAGCCAUCUCCUAUUCCUACAUCCUCAUCACCAUCCUGAAGAUGCACUCUACUGAGGGUCGAUACAAGGCCUUCUCCACCUGUACCUCCCACCUUACUGCAGUCACUCUCUAUUAUGGAACCAUUACCUUUAUUUAUGUGAUGCCCAAGUCCAGCUACUCCACAGACCAGAACAAGGUGGUGUCUCUGUUCUAUAUGGUGGUGAUCCCCAUGUUGAAUCCACUCAUCUACAGCCUUAGUAAUAAUGAAAUUAAAGGUGCUCUGAAGAGACAGCUUAGUAUGAGAAUGUUCUCUUAGAAUAAUCUGUUCUUUUGUACUACAAUAUAAUGACUGCAAUUAUGCAGAUGAAUAUAAACAACAUCUCAGGUUUG
This is a messenger RNA of Mus pahari (shrew mouse), 1048 nucleotides long. RefSeq names its product olfactory receptor 483-like. The record is from RefSeq and is a predicted model, not a curated record. The transcript has a single exon. Gene Ontology annotation, cellular component: membrane. Gene Ontology annotation, molecular function: odorant binding; olfactory receptor activity; G protein-coupled receptor activity. The coding region runs from base 27 to 974 and encodes 315 amino acids. Gene Ontology annotation, biological process: G protein-coupled receptor signaling pathway; sensory perception of smell. NCBI's taxonomy places the organism in Eukaryota, Metazoa, Chordata, Mammalia, Rodentia, Muridae.